Messenger RNA from Knipowitschia caucasica, 4593 nucleotides. NCBI's taxonomy places the organism in Eukaryota, Metazoa, Chordata, Actinopteri, Gobiiformes, Gobiidae. The record is from the annotation of a GenBank genome assembly.
AUGCAGGUGUCUUUUGCGUGCACAGACCAUGGGCUAAAGGCCCCAAGGAACGGUGAGCACAGCAAACAGAACGCCACCAGCCCCAACACAGCCAGCCAGGCCCGUGCCCGCUUCCGCACAGUGGCCCUGAUCGCCCGCAGCCUGGGCUCCUUCACCCAUCGUUACCACCACAACCUAAAGGAAUCCACUGCCAAACAAACAGGCAUGAAGUAUCGGAAUCUGGGAAAGUCUGGCUUGCGAGUCUCUUGUCUGGGUCUUGGCACAUGGGUAACAUUCGGAGGCCAAAUCACUGAUGAGGUGGCGGAACAGCUGAUGACUAUCGCCUACGAGAGUGGGGUCAAUCUGUUCGACACUGCGGAGGUUUACUCCGGGGGAAAAGCAGAGAUUAUCCUCGGAAACAUCAUCAAGAAAAAGUGCUGGAGGAGGUCCAGCCUGGUCAUCACCACAAAGCUCUACUGGGGAGGAAAAGCCGAGACCGAGAGGGGGCUGAACCGAAAACACAUCAUUGAAGGCUUAAAGGGCUCCCUCCAGAGAAUGCAACUUGAAUAUGUGGAUGUGGUUUUUGCCAACCGACCAGACAACAACACUCCGAUGGAGGAAAUCGUCAGAGCCAUGACCCACACAAUAAAUCAGGGUAUGUCCAUGUACUGGGGAACAUCCAGGUGGUCUGCCAUGGAGAUAAUGGAAGCAUACUCUGUGGCUCGACAGUUUAAUCUCAUUCCACCGGUGUGUGAGCAGGCUGAGUACCACUUCUUUCAGCGAGACAAAGUAGAAACGCAACUACCUGAGCUCUAUCAUAAGAUUGGUGUUGGAGUGGUCUCAUGGUCCCCUUUGGCGUGUGGAAUUAUCACUGGAAAAUAUGACAAUGGCAUCCCAGAAUCUUCCAGGGCAGCAUUAAAGCCAUAUCAAUGGUUAAGAGACAAAGUAAUGAGUGAAGAGGGGAAAAAGCAACAAGCCAAACUAAAAGAAUUGGGCCAUAUUUCAGAGAAGCUUGGGUGUACUCUACCACAGCUUGCCAUUGCUUGGUGCCUAAGAAAUGAAGGAGUGAGCUCCGUGCUACUGGGUUCUUCUAACCCAACACAGUUAACAGAAAACCUGGGAGCCAUUCAGGUAAUUCCAAAGAUAACGGCAGACAUGGCCACAGAACCUCUCAAGUACAGUAAAGUCAUGUCGUUUUCAGGUGACUUUCUCAUCUGGAACAAUCCGGGUGCAAAACGGAACAACAGAGGAGCAACAAUCUGUGCUACAGGCCUUUCUGACCCCAGUUUCGCAAAGGACGACCUUGAUCUUAAUAAGUCAUACCCCUGUGCCCAAAGACCACAGCUAAAGAGGAACAUUUUAACUUUGCAAGAUCAAUUUGCUAUUGGGUCUUUGACAGGGGAACUCCAUAAAGAAUGUUCUGCAGCAUCAGCAAAAAAUGGCAAAAUAUCAAAACAGCGUUGGUCCCCUGCCACAUUUCCGCAUGUACGUUCUGCUUCACAAACGGAUGAUCUGUUUGGUCAGCUCAUUAAUAGUCAGUGUGUCCUGCCAAAGACUCCUGCAGUCCUGAAUCUAAAUAAGAUUAUUCUGAUCGUUGACCAUAAAACUCAAAAGAUUAUUUCAGUCAAUAAUCAGGCAUGUAAACUGUAUGACUGCACCGCCAAAGAGCUGAUUGGGAAGACGUUUUCACAAGUAUUUACAAAAUGCAGUUUGGCUAUCAUGGAUGUUUUGGCGGAAGACUAUCUGCUCAGCGAUGGAACUGUUACAUCUGUUCUUGGAAAAUUGGUGGAUGCCGUGUUGCCGUCUGGAGAAGUUCCUGUUUCUAUUUCUACCUACAAGCAUCUGCAAGAAAACUGGGUUAUUGUGGCGGAACAUGUAGAAAGACUAUCGGCCUUUUUGUCAUUUUCUCAAAAGGGUGAAAUUCUGAGUUGUGACACAGAGUUUGCUCACCUCUUUGGAUACCAUCACCCUCAAGAGUUAAAAGGCAUGUCGAUCAAUACGCUGAUUCCUUCUCUUCAAAUCCUCCAAAGCCAUGGAUUGCCUAAGUCACUUAGAAUGCAAAGAGUUCAGGGGAAAGGUCGACAGGGGGCAUCAAUUCCACUGUGCAUUAAACUUCAAGGAGCAUUUAUGUGCGAAGGAUCACAGCUUAAAACAUGCACAAGUCACGACACCUCUGUUGGUCAAAUUGAAGGAAAACGGGAGCACACAAACCUAGAACAUUCUCCAUCCUCAGAGAAAAAGGAUCACCAUAAUCUCUCGGAUGGUCCAUCUCUGGAAUACUCUGGUAGCAUUUGGGCGUUAACUCCUCUCACUGGUCUUCUCCUGCUCCACACAAAUGGGUUAAUUUUUAGUAUUCACAGCCACCUGGCUCUCAGGCUUUUUGGCUACAGUAAGGAGGAACUGGUGGGCAAGAAUGUUUCCUUUCUCAUGCCUGGUUUCUGUGGAUGGAUGUCUGACACUGGUGGAAAUGAGAGCUUACUUCGGGAUACUAACAGUGAAAGGGCUACCCAAUCUAGAAUUUCUAAAGCAGACCCCUCCUCGCUGGUGGCUGGUGACAUGGCUAUGGUAAAUCAGGCUGCUAAACACAGGACCUCCACUGGACGAGGCAAGAUCUUCACAGGGACGAGCUCCAGAUUAGACCACCAAGAAAGUGCCCUGUCUCACCUGGCUACUCCUGCUGUUACCUCUACACGCGUGCCCAGGCUUGAUGACACAAUAGAGCUCCUGGAGGAGGCUGUUUGUGUUGCCCCAUGUAAUGCAGAGCCAUCCAGUGCUGACAACACUGAGGAGCUGCUUCAAACUUUUGCUUUGGUGGACAGUUCAGGAGAGGAUGCAUAUUGCCUAGUUUCCACCAAAAUGAAACCUUGUAGUCGUAGAACAAAAGGCCAAAUGCAAACUCCUUAUGAUGAUGAUCUCCAGGACUCCAGCUUUGAGGUGAUUUCAAUGGAAAGCAGGUCCUCCUCUGGUUUCUGUGAAAGAUUUGCUGGCCCUCCAGGUACAGAGCCCGGUCAAGCAGAGCAUGGUUCAGCCCAGGCGGUGGACUCUGGUAGCUGUUUUCUAGAUCUGAAUAGUGACGGUGAACUCGUGACUCGGGCCUUAGCUGAUCUCAACAUAAAUAAUAAUUCGGAAAGGCAGAACCCCCCGGAAACCCAGCGCUCUACAACCACUUGUGACACAGCAGAGCUUCUCCGAACUCCUUCUCCUUGUGCCUUAAAUCACCAAGAAAGACGGUCGCCAGCUCAAGUAGAACAUUCCACAAGUGAAUGUCUUCCGAAUGAGCAUAAGCAGGUGGUCAGGAUACAUCCUCUGUCUGAUAUUCAUGCCACGUCAACGCCUAAGAAGCAAAAGGAUCAUCUCGAUGAGCUACAGAUAGCUGAAGGACAGUUUGAGGGCUCUGCAUAUCAUAGAGAUGGCACGCAGAUGGAUGUGCAGUGUGAUGUUUGCAAGACCCCUCUCCCUGAUGGAAGAUUUAUGUAUUGUGUGUGGAUGAGUAGAACUGACCACCAGGGGUCAAUGUUGCUCACAAACAACUCUGUACACAAUGAAUCAGAGAGAAAUGGUGACUUCUCUAAUGGAGAAGCAUUGCACACUACUAUGGACCUUGAACACAGUCGUGCUUGUGAGGGUCAGUUUGAAGAAGAGUAUCAGACUGUUAAAGCCAUUGGUAAAGGAGCCUUCGGAUUUGUUUGGAAAGCAAUAAAGCGCAAUAGCGGACAAGAAGUUGUUGUGAAGUUCAUAAAUAAAACUAGAAUAGUGAGUGAAAGCUGGGUGGAGGAUCCCAUACUUGGAAGAGUAAGCCAGGAAAUCGCCAUCCUCACUAGAGUACAGCAUCACAACAUCGUCAAGGUGAUUGAGGUUUUUGAGAACGGGGCAUAUUUCCAGAUGGUGAUGGAGAAGCAUGGGUAUGGACUGGAUUUGUUUGAAUUCAUUGACCACCAGCCAAGACUAGAUGAACCUCUCGCCAGCUACAUUUUCAGACAGCUAGUGGCAGCAGUGUUUUACCUAAGAACUAAGGACAUACUUCACAGAGACAUAAAAGAUGAGAAUAUUAUUAUUGAUAAAUGUUUCCACAUUCGCCUCAUUGACUUUGGUUCUGCUGCCAUCAUAAUUCCUGGAAAACUGUUCUAUAAUUUCUGUGGCACACUUGAGUAUUGCUCCCCAGAAGUUCUUCAAGGCAAUCCCUAUGAAGGUCCAGAGCUUGAAAUGUGGUCUAUUGGAGUUUUGCUUUACACACUUUUGUUCGGUGAAAACCCAUUUUGUUGUGUGGAGGAAAUUCUGAAUGCCAAGCUGAAGCUCCCCUUUCCAUUGUCUCAUGAGCUAAAAGAGGUGCUGAGCGGGUUGUUGAACCCUGAUCCUACACAAAGAAUGUCUCUCGACCAGCUUCUGCUUCAGUCUUGGAUCAGUCAACCCAUUUCUCUGUCAGAGUACAGCUGGGCAGAGGUGGUGUCUACAAGCCAAAGCCACUGUUCAGCAAAAUCUUCGGAGUCUGGACCCGAACACUAUCUUGGACAAGAUUUAUUUCCAGAUUAUGGAGAUGAAACUCUUCCUGAGGAUGAAGAGAAUGAGGAAGAUGAAAGAUUUGCUCUCGAACUUGAGCUCCAGAAGUACCUUUGA